Cariama cristata (Red-legged seriema) is the source of this 985-nucleotide messenger RNA. RefSeq names its product interleukin-6 receptor subunit beta-like. NCBI's taxonomy places the organism in Eukaryota, Metazoa, Chordata, Aves, Cariamiformes, Cariamidae. The transcript is spliced from 6 exons. Gene Ontology annotation, biological process: cytokine-mediated signaling pathway. The record is from RefSeq and is a predicted model, not a curated record. Gene Ontology annotation, cellular component: external side of plasma membrane. The annotation marks the transcript as partial. Gene Ontology annotation, molecular function: cytokine receptor activity; protein binding.
AUGUUUUCUGGGUGGAACUGGGUGGCCCAUGGCUUAUAUCUGCUCUUGAAUAUUUGUUCUCUUGAAGUUUCAGGUGGACUUGUACAGUCAUGUGGUCACAUCAUCCCAGAGUCUCCUGUAUUGGCCCUUGGUUCCAAUUUCACAGCGUUAUGCAUUUUGAAUGAGAGUUGUCUUGACUUUGGCAAUAUCUACGCUAAUCAAAUUAUCUGGAAAAUUAAAAAUAGAGUGGUACCUAGAGAACAGUAUCGUGAAAUAAAUAGAACAGUUUCCAGUGUCACAUUUAAUGACACUUCUUCACUAGGUACUCCUCUGACGUGCAAUAUUUUAGCAGAUGGACAGAUUGAGCAGAACAUCUAUGGAAUUACUGUUACAGUAGGCUUGCCCCCAGAGAAGCCCAAGAACUUAAGUUGCAUUGUGCAUCAGGUGUCGAAACUCUCAUAUCCUAUGACCUGCACCUGGAACCCUGGAAGGCAUACAUUCCUGGACACUCACUUUAGGUUGAAAUAUAGAUGGCCACAGGAGAACUUUCCUGACUGUAUACCAAAAGAUGUGAACAAUUCUUGUAAGAUUACUGAUGUUCAGUUCUUUGUUAACCUGGAGGUCUGGGUAGAAGCAGCAAAUGCUCUUGGGAAGGCUGAAUCUGAUCCUCUUGUUCUUGAUCCCAUUGAGAUUGUUAAACCUCUGUCUCCACAUAACUUAUCAGUCAACUCAGGAAUACUACCUACUGUUCUGAAGCUUUCCUGGGAGAAUCGGAUUUCAGCAGCUGUGAUGAAGCUGAAAUUCAAUAUUCGCUAUAGAAUCGUUGGUGACACAAACUGGAUGCAGGUUCCUCCUGAAGAUACAGCUUCACCAAGAACUUCAUUCAGUGUUCAAGGGCUCAGACCCUACACAGAGUAUGUCUUUUCAAUCCGUUGCAUGAAGGAAGAUGGAGUGGGCUACUGGAGUGACUGGAGUGAAGAGAAAACUGGGGUCACCACUGAAGAUA